This is a messenger RNA of Drosophila grimshawi, 506 nucleotides long. RefSeq names its product acyl-CoA-binding protein homolog (gene Acbp2). Bases 58 to 321 code for a protein of 87 amino acids. NCBI's taxonomy places the organism in Eukaryota, Metazoa, Arthropoda, Insecta, Diptera, Drosophilidae. Gene Ontology annotation, molecular function: long-chain fatty acyl-CoA binding. Gene Ontology annotation, biological process: fatty acid metabolic process. The record is from RefSeq and is a predicted model, not a curated record. The transcript has 3 exons.
GUGUCGAGUUCUCUUACCGCCCAGACAUCAAAUCCAGCAUUAAAAUCUAAACACAAAAUGGCCCUCACCGAGCAAUUCAAUGCCGCCGCCGAGAAGGUGAAGUCUCUGACUAAGCGUCCCAGCGAUGAUGAGUUCCUCGAGCUGUACGGUCUCUUCAAGCAGGCCACCGUCGGCGAUAAUGAGACCAGCAAGCCCGGCAUGCUCGAUCUGAAGGGCAAGGCCAAGUGGGAGGCAUGGAACAAGCAGAAGGGCAAGGCCACCGACGAGGCACAGAAGGAGUACGUCGCCUUUGUUGAGGGUCUCGUUGCCAAGUAUGCCUAAAUUCGCGCUGCGCUCAUAUUCAAAGUAAACUAAAUUGAUUUUAAACAAAAAAUACCAGAGAGACUAAAGCUAUUUAUAUACAUAAAUACAUAUGUAGUAGAAAGUAGGGCCAACCAAAAAAAAAUAAAAACAAAAUAUCUUCCUAAUGUCUAAUAAAAUUUGAUUGUAAUCUUUUGUAAGCUGAA